AAAUUCGAGCUGCACGGAGGGUUGAGUGUGUUCGGGAUCUGUUUGCAUAACCGUCACGGCCGUUUCCUAUCCGCAUGUUGUCUUCCAGUCGACCCUGUAAGUACAUACUGUGUGUCCGAUGGAGGGCAUACGAGGUCGAGCGAGGAUGAAAGGUGUUGCGUCGUCUUGUGUUUACUAUUUGCCUCCUGCGUUCCUAUUCAAUGUGUUUUUUGUGUCAAUGUGCUUCGGUUUCCUUUCGUGUCUCAUGCUUUAUUCCUUGUUCUGUUUCUUUUUAUCUCUUUCAUUUGUGACCGAAAAAGGUAGCAUGGUGCUUUUCGACUGCCCGAUUUCCUACAUUUUGCGGCUGGGUUGGCUGCAGAUCCUGGCCGCAGUCAGGGACACUCCUGCUGUGUUGGAGCUUGUUUCAUUCUUUUUUGUUACUCCGGACGGCGGUUGGUUGAUCUGCCUGGAUGCACACCCCUGGUCAGCCCCCAGAUGUUCCAUACGUCGGUUAUGUACUUGUUCUAUCCAUUAUGCCGCAUGCAUUUUCUUCUUGUAUCUGGUCCUGGAGCCUGGAGGCCAGGGAGGCCGAUUGAAAACCCCCUGCAUCAGGCCUGGUGGAAGUCGUCACUUAUGGGAAGCCACGGAAUCCAAAAGCUAGAAUAUAGACAGCCAGUGAUUCGGAGUUGAAC
Aspergillus eucalypticola CBS 122712 is the source of this 671-nucleotide messenger RNA. RefSeq lists its product as uncharacterized. The record is from RefSeq and is a predicted model, not a curated record. Bases 119 to 640 code for a protein of 173 amino acids. Lineage: Eukaryota; Fungi; Ascomycota; Eurotiomycetes; Eurotiales; Aspergillaceae. The transcript has a single exon.